AUGGCGCGCACUAAGCAGACGGCGAGGAAAUCCACCGGUGGCAAAGCUCCGAGGAAGCAGCUGGCGACCAAGGCCGCCAGGAAGUCCGCCCCCGCCACCGGCGGUGUCAAGAAGCCACACCGCUUCCGCCCCGGCACGGUUGCGCUCAGGGAGAUCCGCAAGUACCAGAAGAGCACCGAGCUGCUGAUAAGGAAGCUCCCCUUCCAGAGGUUGGUCAGGGAGAUUGCACAGGACUUUAAGACGGACCUCCGGUUCCAGAGCUCCGCCGUCGCAGCCCUCCAGGAGGCGGCAGAGGCGUACCUGGUGGGUCUCUUCGAGGACACCAACCUCUGCGCUAUUCAUGCUAAGAGGGUCACCAUUAUGCCAAAGGAUAUCCAGCUGGCUAGGAGGAUCAGGGGAGAAAGGGCUUAG
Molecule: messenger RNA, 411 nt
Organism: Striga asiatica
Lineage: Eukaryota; Viridiplantae; Streptophyta; Magnoliopsida; Lamiales; Orobanchaceae
Source: the annotation of a GenBank genome assembly